AUGUCAAAUUCCGUGAAAUUUGUCGUUGAUGAUGUGUUUCAAUCGUAGAAUUGAAAAAUAAAUUACAUUAAUUAAACUUUUAUUAUGUCGUGUUUUUAGUUUUGAUUAAAUCUCAGUAGAAAACAUGAAUUUCAACGCUUCAAGGAAUGUGGGUCACCCCAGUGGUCCCCGAAAAGCAAAACGUGUGAGUGAUGUAUCAGCAAUGGGGUCUCCGACACCAGCUCAACCAUUUGCCGCACCUGGUGCUUACGAUCAAGGCUUUGCCCCGGCAGGACCUCCCCCUCCAUACCAGCAAGGAAUUCAACUGGACACCAAUCAGGACUUUCAUUCCUCUCCGACACCUGGAAAUUUUGGCUACAUGGGUGGAUUCCCUCCCAACAUGCCAGCAACAGCAAAUAUUGGUUCUAUGAUCCAACAGCCUGUUAUACAGGACAUGGCGCUGCAGUACGGCAACGCGCUGGCGGCGCAGGGCCGGGAGGCGGUGUCGCGCGAGCUGGGCCGCUUCGUGCCGGUGUCGCGGCUGCGGUACUACUUCGCCGUGGACACACGAUAUGUGCUCCGGAAGCUGAUCCUCAUACUCUUCCCCUACACGCAUAAGGAGUGGAUGGUGAAGUACGACCAGGAGACACCCGUGCAGCCGCGCUACGACGUGAACGCGCCCGACCUCUACUUGCCCGCUAUGGGCUACGUCACCUACGUGCUGCUGGCUGGCUUCAUGCUCGGCACCCAACACAGAUUCUCACCAGAACAAAUCAGCAUACAGGCAUCAAGUGCCCUCGCAUACAUAAUAUUCGAAAUGGUCCUUUAUUUGAUGACCCUCUACAUCACCAACACGGUAACAUCCCUGAAGACUUUGGACUUGCUUGCUUUCUCUGGAUAUAAAUAUACUACGAUGAUCGUCAGCUUAUUAGGAGCGUUGCUGCUGGGCAGUAUGGGGUAUUACUGCAGUCUUCUGUAUUGUAGCAUAGCGCUUUCGUACUUUUUGGUCAAAACACUACGGCUACAGUUAUUAUCAGGGUCCCAAGGACCAGAACAGCCACAAUACGGAGGUUACCCGAGCAACUAUGGCAAUCCCAAUCCAUAUGUCGACAACUGGGCUAAACCAUCCGGCAGUGGGACAAAGAGACGAGUUUACUUCCUGCUCUUUGUGGCAAUAACCCAACCACUGCUGUCAUGGUGGUUGACAUACCACUUGGUGCCGUCUGAGCCAUCAGUACCAGUGGCUCGAUAGCGAGACAAAAUGACCCAUGAACGUGCAAUGGGUUAAUCUCACAAGUGUCUGGAUUCAGUUUUAGUGCAGUGUUAUUAUAAUGUGUCAACAUUCACACCAAAAGUUUUUAUAAUGUGUAGUUUUGGAUAUUUUUAUUGGCUUUGAAGUAUCUUUGAAGUUUUUUUUUAAAGCUGAUUUUAAAAUUCUAAUAUCUCAGAAGUUAUUUGGAAAAGUGAAGAAAUUGUACUUAAAAUAUUGUUUAUUACUUGAAAUAUAUUAUGUAUGUGUUUACAGAAUAUUCUUAUCUCUCAGUAACAAGUAACUUUAUUUAAAGUAGAGUAAGAAAAAAUGGAGUGUAGAUUAUUAUUUCUAAUUGUUUUUCUCUUUGACAUAUUACUAAUAAUUCUAAAACUAAAAAUGAAUUUGGGCACUUUAAAGAAAAUUAACAUGAAAAUCACAGAUAAAGUAUAUAUAUAAUUAAUUUUAUCUGUCGUUUUUUUAUGUGAUAAAAAUACAAUUUACUUGCCAGCAUUUUGGUAAGAGUGACAAACAGAAAAAAAACUAAAUUAAAAAUUUUAUACAAGCCAGUGUUGGUACUCUGAUCCAAACGAUAUUGUAAUAAAAAUCGUGUAAUAAUUUUGUAAAUAAUAAAUUACUGUAAAGAGAUGCGUAAUUUAGAUUUUUUUUACAUAAAAACUGACAAGCUUAUCCGAGUUUCUGUUCUUAACUUAUGAGGCUUCACUUAUGUGAGUUAUUUUCCGUCUUGCGUGAAACAAAGUGUGUAAAGUUAGCUAACGUUGUUUAAGUGGAAUGGCAUUUAAUGAAACAAGUCCACAUUUAUAUAGCAACAAAAAAAAGGUAAAAAUAAUUUACAGAAAAUGGCUUUUCGUCAAUUUAAAUUGCUUAAGGAACUAAAUGUCUAAAUAGUUUCGUGAGAAAAUAAAACUAAUUUGAAUAUUAUGGAUAAAUUUGAUAGUCCGACGCAUUUUUUUUUUUUGUUUCUUUUAAACACCGCACUCAACGACCACCAGUAGGAUUUUCUCCUAUGUCGGGGAUCCGGAAAUACACUAUACACGAGCACAAACACACAGACCACGACAAACAUCUAUAUGGCCAAUACAAAUGUCUGUCGUGAGCGGGGAUUGAACCUGCAACAGCCAGUGCUGUGACUGGUGCGCCAACGCGUCAAAUUUGAAAAACCUGGGUUAAUGAUGAAACUCAAGUAGAAUUUUUUCAAAACGUCGUAGAUUCAAAGCCUAGCAUCACUAUAUUCAGCUAACAAGAAAAGGAUAGUUAAGAAGUCUAUGUUUCGAGACAAUAUUAUUAGAUACACCUCCGCAAUAGAGUAACUGGACUUGUGGGGGGAUGUGACAGUACAGUAGAGCACUAUCCAAUACGAUUAGACAUGGGGUAAAAUUAUAUAUGCAAAGGCGUAGAGUUUAAAAACAAAAAAUAUUUUAUGACUUAAACCAAACUUGGCUGAAUUAUUGUAAUAGAUAAAAAAAUAGGCUUUAUUAAUUACAUUAUUACAUAAAAAUUAACAUUAAACCUACAAGUUUCAUUUGCAUAAUUUUGUCUUAAAUAUACCUUCUUUUGUCAAUCCACAUAAUUAAACACUUAUCCUUUGUAACGAUAUUUUGAAUUUAUGAAAUAUGUAAAAAUAUGAUUUAACAUAAAUAGUUCUGUAUUAGAUAUUUAACGUUUUGUAACUAUUUAUAGUUAUUCCUAAAGGCAGGUCCAGGUGUGAUUGUCAAUCUCCAACUAUUUGUACUUUAUAAUAAUCAAAAUAAAAAAUAACUUUUACAUA
Molecule: messenger RNA, 3017 nt
Organism: Melitaea cinxia (Glanville fritillary)
Lineage: Eukaryota; Metazoa; Arthropoda; Insecta; Lepidoptera; Nymphalidae
Gene: Yif1
Product: protein YIF1B
Exons: 7
Coding region: 125-1231 (368 amino acids)
Biological process (GO): endoplasmic reticulum to Golgi vesicle-mediated transport
Cellular component (GO): COPII-coated ER to Golgi transport vesicle; endoplasmic reticulum-Golgi intermediate compartment; endoplasmic reticulum membrane
Source: RefSeq, a predicted model, not a curated record